This is a messenger RNA of Carassius auratus (goldfish), 1770 nucleotides long. RefSeq names its product F-box only protein 16-like. The coding region runs from base 296 to 1381 and encodes 361 amino acids. The transcript is spliced from 9 exons. The record is from RefSeq and is a predicted model, not a curated record. Gene Ontology annotation, molecular function: protein binding. NCBI's taxonomy places the organism in Eukaryota, Metazoa, Chordata, Actinopteri, Cypriniformes, Cyprinidae.
ACAGCGUCGGUUUUCUGAAUCGUUUCAUUUUAAACCGAUUCAUUUAAAAGAUCCGAUUCAAAAGAACGAACCGUUUGCGAAUCGAACACAGCCAGCGUUUGGAAAGAGGCGGGACAGAGGGAGAAGGGAGUGUGAUUGCUAUGGAGACUGGUAAACUGUACAGAGCAGGAUGAGCAAAACAAUCUAUAUCGGACAAUUAAACAUUUAAUGGUUUCGUUAUGAUAGCUAACAUUUCCGGUUGACAUUACUACAAAUUUUAGGAGCUGGAACUCAAACGUCUGAACUUCACGGAAAGAUGCCCCAUACUGGCAGAACAAAAAUGCAGACCAAACUGAGUACCUGGACACCUCUAAAUCAUCAGCUCUCCAAUGCUCAUGUUUUUGAAGAGAGAAGAAAUUUGCUUAGAAAGUGGUUUGAGAAGUGGACAGAUAGUCAGCGGAAGCAGGUGCUGCAAGAUUUUUUCUCUAGAUGCUCUGCUAGCCAGCUGAAACAUCUCAGACAAACUCUGAGCAGCUGGGUACCAGAGGAAGCACUCGACUUCACUAGGGUCCUUCCCAGGGUCAUAUCACUUUAUAUAUUUUCAUUCCUUGACCCCCGAAGCCUCUGUAGAUGUGCUCAGGUAAGCUGGCACUGGAAAAACCUGGGUGAGCUUGACCAGCUGUGGAUGCCUAAAUGUCUGAAACUAGGCUGGUGCAUAACCUUUACUCCAACACCAUUUGAACAAGGUGUAUGGAAGAGGCAUUACAUAGAGACAGUGCAGGAGCUUCACGUUAGCAGGCCCAGGGCGCCUGUGAAAGAAGAGUUUAUUAUCCCUGAGGUGAACGUAAUUGGCAGUGGGAUAGAGGGUUCACUUCCUGUCCUCUCAAGUCUUCAUGGGAAGAGUAAAGAUGGGAAUAGCUUGGUGAAAUCAGCCAAAGGUCUUCCACCUUGGAGAGACUCAGACAGGCAUCCCACUGACAUAAUACGCUUUAACUACUUGGAUAACCUUGACCACAUUGAGCAUGCAAGAAAAGUACUCAUAAAGGGGAAAAGUGCUACAAUAAGACAGGAAGACACUAUGAAAGCACCAUCUCGCUCAACAUACAAGCUGCGCAAGGCCAAAUCUUUGAUGUUUUUAUCCUUGGAUCUCAGUGCAGCAGCAAAGCAAAACCAAAACAGGCCGCAAUGGGCAGCACAGAACUUAGAAGCACUUCCGUCUAACAAGGACUCCAUAAAGAGACUUUCCCAGACCUCCCAAUGGAAUGCAGGGAUACGUCCUGGUCCUGUAAGGCCUCCAGUGCCCAGACUGAGUAAGGAGGGGCUCCGUGCAUCACAGAGAUCCCAUAGAAGCACACCAACUGUGUCUCUUUUCGAAGGACAGCCGGUGAAGGAGAACGUAUGAAGAAUCAAAUGUCUGAAGCUUGACACACAAGGCCAUCUUCUGGAUGAUGUUGUGAUAGCAACAUGAACGACUUGAAGUGAUUCAUACAAAGUUAAUUUAUUAUAAUGUCUUUAAUUAAUAAUAAUGUAAUAACGUAAUAACAUUAUGUUGACAGGAAAAGCACAUUAUUGUACAUUCAUACUGUUUUAUAUGAUUAUUUUUUCCCCGAGUCCCUUACAUGUCUUAUUGUCCACUAGAUGUCCCUGUCUGCUCAGAAUGUCUGAGUGAGCAAAUGAUUUAAAUGUAUUUUUUAUCGUUUAUCAUCUUGCUUUCUCUGUAUUCUCAAAUAUAACCUGUUUAUGCGUUUUAUGGAAAAUAAUAUGAAUAUGUUAAACAAUUAUAUGACAUUU